CUCAGGGCGGUCGGUGGCCCGGACAUGGCGGCGGGGGGGAUGCCGGUGGAGCACAACCCGUUCUCGUUCCGCGAGUUCGUCCGCAGCAAGGCGCGGGGCGGCGGGGACGAGCCGCAGCCCGGCCCGAGCCUCGGCCCGUUAUUGCUGCCGGAUCCGGCACCGCCCGGUGAGCCGGAGGACGAUGAGGAGGAGGAGGAAUGGAGCGGGAGCUACCAGCCGCUGGCCGUGGAGCAGGCCCACCUCGCUGCUGCGGGCCGCGCGUCGCCCUCCUCCGGCUCCUUGUGCGAGGGAGCGGAGCGGAGCGCGGCCUCUCCCUCCCUGCGGCAGCCCAGCUAUGAGGAGCUGAAGGAAGAGAAUGCCACUUUGAGAAGCAAGAUCAACAAGCUUCAGAUUUUCUCUGAAACUCAAGCAGACAAGGUGAGGAAGCUUGAAAAAAAGCUGGAGGAGAACAAAAUCAAAGAGGAAAAAGAAGCACAAGAUUUGGAAGCGAUGGUGCAGCACGUGGAACAGAACCUCCAGCUGAUGACUAAACGGGCUGUUAAAGCGGAGAACAGUGCUACAAAACUGAAACAGGAGAAUGCGUUACUGCAGGUUCAGCUCCAGAAUUACAAGUCAGAGAACGAAGCCUUGAGGUUGGGCCAGGCAGCGAGUCUGGCCACGGUGAGGCAGAAUGCAGAUGCUGCCCUGCAGAACCUUCUCACUGUCAUAACCAACUCCCGGGCUUCCAUCAGGCAGCUGGUCUCUGGAGCAGAGUCACUGCAGCUUGUCGCUGAUCUCCUCACAUCCAUAGACAGGAUUUCAGAAGUGUCCCAGGAUGGACAGUGACUGGAACAGAACGGAAACCAUUCCCAAAAACUCUGGUUUUGAUACUUGG
This is a messenger RNA of Melopsittacus undulatus (budgerigar), 874 nucleotides long. RefSeq names its product endosome associated trafficking regulator 1 (gene ENTR1). Gene Ontology annotation, cellular component: early endosome; recycling endosome; centrosome. Lineage: Eukaryota; Metazoa; Chordata; Aves; Psittaciformes; Psittaculidae. Gene Ontology annotation, biological process: regulation of cytokinesis; positive regulation of cilium assembly; positive regulation of protein localization to cilium. The record is from RefSeq and is a predicted model, not a curated record. Bases 25 to 825 code for a protein of 266 amino acids. The transcript is spliced from 7 exons.